Hibiscus syriacus is the source of this 1107-nucleotide messenger RNA. RefSeq lists its product as uncharacterized. Lineage: Eukaryota; Viridiplantae; Streptophyta; Magnoliopsida; Malvales; Malvaceae. Bases 50 to 796 code for a protein of 248 amino acids. The transcript is spliced from 2 exons. The record is from RefSeq and is a predicted model, not a curated record.
UUUUUCUCUAAUUCCAACACCUCUUUUGAGUGUAUUCAACUCUGAUAGCAUGGAUACUCACAGAGGUUAUCUUUGUCAAGGAAGGGCAGUGGAAGAGCUUAAGCAUUCUCUUUUGUACACGACUAUGGAGCUGGAACAAACGAGAUUGCUAGUUCAGGAGGAGCUUAGAAAGAGAGAUGAUCAAUUAGUUGAACUCAAAGGGUUGCUGAGCAAGGCCAUGAAAGAGAGGGAUGAAGCUCAGGAGAAAUGCCAAAGACUUUUUCUCGAGAACCUACUGCUUCACCAGCAACAAGUUGCUGCUGCUCCUCUCUCUGGAGUUUCCAGCAUCGAAGACGAACCCAGGAGGGGGAUUGACUCCAACAAUGGCUUCUCAUCAUCUGAUUGUGAGGAAAGCAUUGUUUCAUCCCCUCUUGUCGACACAAUUCAACAACUGCAGCUACCACCACCACAAGCUGCCAUAGAGCUAGUGCCUAAAAAACCAUUGCCUGAAAAGGGAAAGCUUUUACAGGCAGUGAUGAAAGCUGGUCCACUAUUGCAAACCCUUCUUUUAGCUGGACCAUUGCCUCAAUGGAGACACCCACCACCACCACUUGAGUCCUUUGAGAUCCCACCUGUGACCAUUCCUUCACCACCACAAAGUCUCCACCAGGACUCCUUGAUCAGAACUAAAGGUUGCAGCAACACCCUAAACACUUGUGGUAAAGUUGACAGAAAAAGGAGUCUUUUUGAUGGCUCUGAUUCUCCUACAGAGACCAAGUACCAGAGAUUAAUCCUCCAACGACUGCUAAAUGCUUGAUACAAACAUAGUAGUCUCCAUAAUACUAAUGUUAUAUAAAGUAUUUUACCAUGUUUAAUCUUAUUGUCAGGGUAUGGUUACUGAUCUAGCAUUUUAGUACGAAGGUUUGCUUUAGAGAAGCAACCAUCCAAUUUCCUAAUCACCCUUUGGAGAGAGAUCUUAUAUGCUUGGCAUUUUGCCAAUGAUUUUCGGUGAAGAUAUUUGUCCUUAUGUACUCCCCCAACCCCCAUUUUUUCUUCAUAUCUUGUACUUGCUCCAUGAUGUGAAAGGGAGCCUUGAUUUUUCUCCAAGACUGCUGUGGAAUGUAAAAA